UCCCUUGUAAAAAAACGAGAAAGAAUAGAUAUAGAUGCAUUGGUUUUGUCUGUUUCUGUGGUGGAUCUGUGUAGUUACAUAAAAGGAAUUGGUUAGGUUGAUUUUGUUUUUUGGUUGGAAGAUGGAUUCUAACGAUUUUCGAUCCAUAUUGGAGAGCGCGGGCAUCGACAUUUGGAUGUUGAUGGAUGUCGCCAUCGCAGUGGCGUCUGCUGAUCACAGUGAUGAAUUGAGGCGUCGAAGAGACGGAAUCGUUGAGCGCCUCUACGCGACGAGUUUCUUGUCAUCAUCGCGGUGUCCAAAUUGUGACAUCGACGACGUUAGAGAAACAGAGAUGCAAAGCAAUCCCUCCGCGGAGGAGGAAAAGGAUACUUGCGAAGUUUUGUUUGAUGAUGAACAGAAGAAGAUUCUAGAGAUUAAAGAGCAACUUGAAGAUCCUCACCAGUCCAAAGAUUCGUUGUUGGAGUUGUUGCAGAAUCUAGCAGACAUGGAUAUUACAUUCCGAGCCUUACAAGAGACUGAUAUUGGGAGGCAUGUGAAUCGGUUGCGGAAGCAUUCGUCUAAUGACGUUAAGAAAUUGGUGAAGUUGCUAGUCAGGAAAUGGAAGGAGAUUAUAGAUGAAUGGGUGAAGUUGAAGACGACAGGAGAAGCGAGUACUACUGUCAUGGCUGACGAGGACUCGCCACAAGAUAAAAUCCAACAAAAUGAACAUCGUCAGAUUCCCGAUUUUGCAGACUCGUCAAAUCCACACAAUGAAAGUUUUGGGUCAGAGCACAACAACAUUGAACCACAACAACGAAAACCAAAAGCAAUUCCUCACAAAGAAUCUCCCCUAAAACCAUCGGCAUCAGUUACUACUCCUACACUUGCACCUCAAAACUGCCUGUACAAGAUCAUAGUGAGUAGUCCUGACUUGUUGAAUGAUUGCAGAGACAAAGGGAGAGCAAUUUUGAGUUGGAUAAACUUGCUUCGGCGAGAAAGCGACUCCAAGAGAACUACAAAGAGCCAAAAAGCAAAGAACGAUCCAGGUGAUGGAUCUCCAUGAGUUGCCAAAACCCAAGAAUGCCUAUUUCGGAAAAAGCAAAGGUGGCACCAGUCAGGGAAGACACUGGUGACUACGUGCCCAGUUGCGUCUGAAAAGGCUUUUUGUGGGUGAGUGAUGUGGCAUUAUCCGAAAAUUGAUCCCAGCACAAAACGAUGAUAAUCAUUCAGCUAUAUCUUCAUUUAAUAUACAUCUAUUAAUAUAUAUAUUUUUAUCUCUAUUCGUCUUAUUAUAUAUAUCUAAUAAAUCUAUUUUUUGUCCUUUAUAAGAACGGUUGAUUUCCGUGGUUUUUAUUUUUCCUAUCUUAAUUCUGCAUUCAACAAUUCUAGCCAGCCGAAUUCAAGAGUUGAAUAUUUUCCACAAACAUUAU
Messenger RNA from Vigna radiata var. radiata (mung bean), 1409 nucleotides. Its product is annotated as probable mediator of RNA polymerase II transcription subunit 26c. The record is from RefSeq and is a predicted model, not a curated record. Lineage: Eukaryota; Viridiplantae; Streptophyta; Magnoliopsida; Fabales; Fabaceae. Gene Ontology annotation, cellular component: nucleus. Bases 122 to 1042 code for a protein of 306 amino acids. The transcript has 9 exons.